AUGGCCAUGCAAUAUCUUAACCAAAUCAAAAACUUACGGCGUUCGUCGCAAAUGAUCACCGCGCCCAAGCCUGUCCUGACGCCAGAAGAUGAAGCCUACCUACGCGAAGUCACCGCUCAGUCGGAAUCUGCGCCCAUUCCAACAGAGCAGAAUGAGCAAAUCCCAACAGGAAGUACUGCUGGGGUAUCUUUGCAGCCUGCGGUAAGCGAACAAGCUGAAAACAUACCUCUACCUACCUCGCCUGGGGAGGAAUUAGGAAAGGAGCUUGGUGAAGAGGGUAGGCAAGAACGCAACGGUUCCCAGCCAACAUUGACAAGAACCGAGACCCCAAAGCCUUCUCAGAAGAAGAAGCGGUGGAGUGCCAUGUUUUGGAAGAAAAACACGGAGAAGGAUAAAGACGCCCUCGAUGCAAACAAAUCGCAGAUCGAAACCGCGACUCCUCCAACCACAUCGGAUACGUCAACAGACGGGAAAGAUGUAGAUAAAGAUAAAGAUGCCGCGGAUAUGACAGAUAUUCUGGAGCGAUUGAACCUGGCAGCGGAUAACAACCGUGUGUUUUCGAUCAGUGAGGAAACACAAGAACUUUUACGAAAGUUCAAGCUCAUUUUCAAGGAUCUGGUCAACGGAGUCCCAACUGCCUAUAAUGACUUGGAGAUGCUGCUUACCAACGGCAAUCGCCAACUACAAGAAACCUAUACGAAGCUGCCUGGUCCUAUGCAAAAGCUGAUCGAGAAACUUCCUGAGCGUUGGACCGAGACCUUGGCUCCGGAGAUGCUGGCGGUUGCUGCCGACCGUGCUAGCAAGAGCGGCGUCAACAUGGAGAAUGUAGGCAAGGCCGCUGCAGCUGCAGAGAAGAUGGGAAUCAAUAUGCCAAGUCUAAAGGAACUUGUAUCGAAGCCAGCCGCUCUCGUAGGAAUGCUGCGAUCCAUCAUGGCAUUUCUGCGAGCUCGAUUCCCUGCUGUUAUGGGCAUGAAUGUGCUCUGGUCCUUGGCAUUGUUCAUACUUUUAUUUGUGUUGUGGUACUGCCAUAAACGUGGACGCGAAGUCCGUUUGGAGAAUGAGUGUCUGGUGACGGAAGAAGAGAUCACCAUGCUCAACCAAAAUACGUCCGAAGGUCUAAUUCGCCCUACUGAAACUUUGACGACCACCGCGCCAUUGGGUGCUUCGUCCGAUGAGAUACGUGAAGGUGUGAAAAAGGUAGAGGAGGCCCGCGCCUCUCCUGCCCAAUCCGCCGUUCCUACCAAAGUGGAGACCAAAAACCAACAAAGCACUCCACAAAGUACCCGGCCAGCGGCUGUUCCUUCCCGAUCGAAAUCACGUUUGUCUAUGUUCGGUCGGGCCAAAACAGAGCCUCUGCCUAAUAAUGUCACACCUUAUCCUGGCACUUGA
Messenger RNA from Penicillium vulpinum, 1389 nucleotides. RefSeq lists its product as uncharacterized. Bases 1 to 1389 code for a protein of 462 amino acids. The transcript is spliced from 3 exons. NCBI's taxonomy places the organism in Eukaryota, Fungi, Ascomycota, Eurotiomycetes, Eurotiales, Aspergillaceae. The record is from RefSeq and is a predicted model, not a curated record.